CUCUGAGACCGUCUCUUGCUGCAGGACUGCAACUUUCAAGACAUACAAAUAAGGAGAUAAGCUGCUUCAGAAUCUGAAAGGAAUUUAAGAAUCAAAAACUACUCAGGACGUCUGCUUUGCAACUACUUGCACAUCUCCUUUUUUUUUCUCUGAGUGUGUUUGAUCUCUGGUGAUCCAAAACGGCGUCAGCCAUGGUACUCGAGGACAACGAGUGUGACUCGGUGUUUAACCCUGAAAUCACUGAGGAUCUCGUAGAGACUCAGUAUGGAAACGUCCACUGCAUCAUGACAGGGACUCUAAAGGCAAACCGCCCGGUCAUCCUGACGUUUCAUGAUAUUGGACUGAACCACAAGUCUUGCUUUGAGACACUGUUCAACCAUGAGGACAUGCGGGAAAUCGUCAGACAUUUGCCCGUUUGUCACGUUGAAGCACCGGGACAACACGAGGGAGCCAAAACUCUGCCUUCUGCGUAUACCUACCCCUCCAUGGACCAGCUGUCUGAAGCCCUGCCUGCUGUCCUCAAACACUUUGGGUUGCGCAGUGUGAUUGGACUGGGAGUUGGAGCAGGAGCCUACAUCCUGGCUAAAUUCGCUCUGAAUCACCCUGAUAUGGUGGACGGAUUGGUUUUGAUCAACGUCAACCCCAAUGCUGAAGGAAUAAUGGAUUCUGUCGCAAGCAAAAUCACUGAAUGGACCCACACUCUCCCAGACACAGUCAUCGCACACUUGUUUGCAAAGGAGGAAAUCGAGACCAACCACGACCUCAUAGCUACAUACCGUCACCACAUCACAACCACCAUGAACCAGUCCAAUGUGAACCAGUUCCUCCGCUCCUACAACAGCCGCACCGCUCUGGACGUGGAGAGGCCUAUUCCUGGGGGAAACAUCAACGUCAGAACCCUCAAGUGCUCCUCUCUGCUGAUUGUAGGAGAUAAUUCUCCAGUUGUGGAGGCCGUGGUCGACUGCAACUCCAAACUUAACCCCACCAAGACCACACUGCUCAAGAUGGCGGACUGUGGAGGACUUCCUCAGGUGGUUCAGCCAGCCAAAACGAUUGAAGCCUUUAAAUACUUCAUCCAGGGCAUGGGAUACUUGUCCAGUGCCGGUAUGACCAGACUGAGGUCCCGGACCAGCUCCAGCUCCAGCAUCUCGUCCUUCGACAGCUCUCGGGGUCGCGCGCACACAAACGAGCUGCAGCGUAACCGAACACACUCACGCGGUACCGAGGAGAAGCGCGGGCGCUCGCACACCGAUAUCUCCAUGGAGGGUAUUUCCCACAGUAAUGUGGACCACAUCGUCUCAAAGUCAACUGAAGUGGCAUGCUAG
Centropristis striata (black sea bass) is the source of this 1325-nucleotide messenger RNA. Its product is annotated as protein NDRG1-like. The record is from RefSeq and is a predicted model, not a curated record. The transcript has 12 exons. NCBI's taxonomy places the organism in Eukaryota, Metazoa, Chordata, Actinopteri, Perciformes, Serranidae. Gene Ontology annotation, biological process: signal transduction. Gene Ontology annotation, cellular component: cytoplasm. The coding region runs from base 192 to 1325 and encodes 377 amino acids.